CCCCAUAUUUCAAAUUAUCAACCAAUUGUUCAAUCCAAUUACUUAAUUAUUCACUUCUUUAUUCAUUUUUUGAUUUCCAUCAUUGUCUUUCAAAAAUGUUAACUUCGUUCCGUAAUACCGUUAAGGUAAAUUCCAUAAUACCAAAAAGAUUCUUAUCUUCAUCUUCGAUUAGAUCUCAAACCAUUGGGGAUAUUAAAGGUAAAGAUUUCAAUGCUGCCAAAUAUACCAGUCAAAAAUAUCAUGUCAUUGAUCAUGAAUAUGAUUGUAUUGUCGUUGGUGCUGGUGGGGCUGGAUUAAGAGCUGCUUUUGGGUUAGCUGAAGCAGGUUUUAAAACGGCUUGUAUUUCAAAAUUAUUUCCAACCAGAUCUCAUACUGUCGCUGCUCAAGGUGGUAUUAAUGCUGCUUUAGGUAACAUGCAUAAAGAUGAUUGGCAUUGGCAUUUUUAUGAUACCGUUAAAGGUUCAGAUUGGUUAGGUGAUCAAGAUGCUAUUCAUUAUAUGACUAAAGAAGCUCCUCAAUCUAUUUAUGAAUUAGAAAAUUAUGGGGUUCCAUUCUCCAGAAAUGAAGAAGGUAGAAUUUAUCAAAGAGCCUUUGGUGGUCAAUCUAAAGAUUAUGGUAAAGGUGGUCAAGCUUAUAGAACCUGUGCGGUUGCUGAUAGAACUGGUCAUGCUUUAUUACAUUCUCUUUAUGGUCAAUCUUUAAGACAUGAUACUCAUUUCUUUAUUGAAUUCUUUGCCAUGGAUUUAUUAAUGCAAGAUGGUGCUUGUGUUGGGGUUAUGGCUUAUAAUCAAGAAGAUGGUACUUUACAUAGAUUUAGAGCUCAUAAAACCGUCAUUGCAACUGGUGGUUAUGGUAGAGCUUAUUUCUCAUGUACCUCUGCUCAUACUUGUACUGGUGAUGGUUAUGCCAUGGUUUCAAGAGCUGGUUUACCUUUAGAAGAUUUAGAAUUUGUUCAAUUCCAUCCUUCUGGUAUUUAUGGUUCUGGUUGUCUUAUUACUGAAGGUGCUAGAGGUGAAGGUGGUUUCUUAGUUAAUUCUGAAGGUGAAAGAUUUAUGGAACGUUAUGCUCCUUCUGCUAAAGAUUUAGCUUCAAGAGAUGUGGUUUCAAGAGCCAUUACUAUGGAAAUUAAUGAAGGUAGAGGGGUUGGACCAAAGAAAGAUCAUAUGUUUUUACAAUUAAGUCAUAUUCCUGCUUCUGUAUUAAAAGAAAGAUUACCUGGUAUUUCUGAAACUGCUCAUAUUUUCGCUGGGGUUGAUGUCACUAAAGAACCAAUUCCAAUUUUACCAACUGUUCAUUAUAAUAUGGGUGGUAUUCCAACUAAAUGGAAUGGUGAAGUUGUUAAAAAGAAUGAAAAAGGUGAAGAUGAAGUUGUUCCAGGUUUAUUAGCUUGUGGUGAAGCUGCUUGUGCUUCAGUUCAUGGUGCUAAUAGAUUAGGGGCUAAUUCCUUAUUAGAUUUAGUUAUCUUUGGUAGAGCUGUUUCUCAUACUAUUAGAGAUUCCUUAACUCCAGGAACUCCAUUACCACCAGCUCCAAAAGAUAUUGGUUAUGAAUCAAUUGAAAACUUGGAUAGAUUAAGAACUGCUGAUGGUUCAAAAUCAACUGCUACUAUUAGAGAUGAUAUGCAAGCUACUAUGCAAAAGGGUUGUGCUGUUUUCAGAACUCAAGAAACUUUAGAUCAAUGUGUGGAACAUAUUACUGAAGUUGAUAAAUCUUUUAAAGAUGUUAAAACUACUGAUAGAUCCAUGAUUUGGAAUUCUGAUUUAGUUGAAACUUUAGAAUUGCAAAAUUUAUUAACUUGUGCUACUCAAACUGCCACUUCAGCUGCUGCUAGAAAGGAAUCAAGAGGUGCUCAUGCUAGAGAUGAUUACCCAGAUAGAGAUGAUGUUGAAUGGAGAAAACAUACCUUAUCUUAUCAAAAGGAAUUUUCAGCCCCUGUUACAUUAGAUUACAGAGAUGUGGUUAAAACUACUUUAGAUGAAAAUGAUUGUAAACCAGUUCCACCUGCCAAGCGUGUUUAUUAGGUUUAUUCAGUUAAUUUCCUUCAAAUAUCAUCAUUCUCUUUCUACUCUUUUUAUGAAAUCUCGCAUUCAUGAGGUUAAUUGUCAUUAAGCAAUCAAUCAACUCAUGCACCAAAUCAUUCAUUCGAACAAAUCAUAUCAAACGAAUCAAACAAACAAACAAACAAACAAUAUGAAAAGAAGUACAUACAUACUUCUCUUUUUAUUUCUUUAUUUAUUUAUUUUAUCUAGUAAAUACAAAUAUAUUUAACCAUUAUAUGUUGAUAAUUAUGAUAAUUUGUGUGUAGUCAAUAAUUGUGUCUAUCUAUAAUUGUACCCAAAACAGACAUAAAAAAAAGAAUAGCAAUCCUGAUAAGAAAGGAUUUAACUUUGCGGCUCCUCCCCCCUAAAAAAUAAAAUUUGUAUGGUCCUCCCCGAGAAAUUUUG
Messenger RNA from Scheffersomyces coipomensis, 2444 nucleotides. RefSeq names its product Sdh12p (gene SDH12). Gene Ontology annotation, molecular function: electron transfer activity; succinate dehydrogenase (quinone) activity; flavin adenine dinucleotide binding. Gene Ontology annotation, biological process: mitochondrial electron transport, succinate to ubiquinone; tricarboxylic acid cycle. Bases 96 to 2021 code for a protein of 641 amino acids. Lineage: Eukaryota; Fungi; Ascomycota; Pichiomycetes; Serinales; Debaryomycetaceae. The record is from RefSeq and is a predicted model, not a curated record. The transcript has a single exon.